Molecule: messenger RNA, 2446 nt
Organism: Lynx canadensis (Canada lynx)
Lineage: Eukaryota; Metazoa; Chordata; Mammalia; Carnivora; Felidae
Gene: SLC7A11
Product: solute carrier family 7 member 11
Biological process (GO): amino acid transmembrane transport
Cellular component (GO): membrane
Molecular function (GO): L-amino acid transmembrane transporter activity
Source: RefSeq, a predicted model, not a curated record
AUGGUGCUGGAGAAUAUAGCUGAGAUCUCUAAGGAAUGUCUGAGUAUACUUGCUUCCUCCUCUAUUGCUUCAGCAGUGGCUAGUACCAAACAGAUAAUGUUAAAUGAUAACAGUGACAGUGAAUUUCUUUGUUUUAUUCCUGACAUUAAGGGGAAUGCUUCUAGUGUUCUCAAAUACCAAAGAGUUUGUCUUCAGGAUAAUGAUAAGGUCAAAUUGUUCCCACUGCAUCUAAAACCACCUACAACCACAGCCCAAGUGACAUCUAGAAUGAAAUCUGGCCAUUUGCAACAGUAUGGACAAGAGCUGGAGGGCAGGAGCUUAAUACCAGCCCAUGAGGAAGCUGAGCUGGUCUGUAAUGAUAGGGCGGCAGCAGCAGCCGCAGCCGCAGAGGUAGAGUCGGAGGUGGUGGAGGAGCGAGAGCACCUGAACACACAGAGACAAUCUGAAAGCAAAGAGGAAGAGAUUUGGUCAGUCACACCAAGAGAGACCAAAGUGGAAAGUUUUGGGUUUUGUUCUUGUUUUUGUUUGGUUUGUUUGGUUUUGUUGUUGCUUUUUUUUUUCCUGGUGGUUUUCCCUUUUUCCCCCGCGUGUCACUACAAUGGUCAGAAAGCUGUUGUGUCCACCAUCUCCAGUGGAGGUUACCUGCAGGGGAAUGUUAAUGGGGAAGCUGCCUUCUUGGGUGGCAAGGAGCCACCUGGGCAGGAGAAAGUGGUGCUGAAGAAGAAAAUCAUGCUGAGGGGCAUCUCCAUCAAUGGCACGAUCAUUGGAGCAGGAAUCUUCAUUCCUAAGGGCGUGCUCCAGAACACGGGCAGCGUGGGCAUGUCUCUGAUUAGGACAGUCUGUGGGGUCCUGUCUCUGUUUGGAGCCUUGUCCUAUGCUGAAUUGGGAACAAGUAUAAAGAAAUCUGGUGGUCAUUAUACAUACAUUCUGGAAGUCUUUGGCCCAUUACCAGCUUUCGUACGAGUCUGGGUGGAACUGCUCAUAAUACGCCCUGCAGCCACUGCUGUGAUUUCUCUGGCAUUUGGACGCUACAUUCUGGAACCAUUUUUUAUUCAGUGUGAAAUUCCUGAACUUGCGAUCAAGCUCAUUACAGCCGUGGGCAUAACUGUAGUGAUGGUCCUAAACAGCAUGAGUGUCAGCUGGAGUGCCCGGAUCCAGAUUUUCCUAACCUUUUGCAAGCUCACAGCAAUUCUGAUAAUUAUAGUCCCUGGAGUUAUGCAGCUAAUUAAAGGGCAAACACAACACUUUCAAGAUGCCUUUUCAGGAAGAGAUGCAAGUAUCAUGGGGUUGCCACGCUUUUAUUAUGGGAUGUAUGCAUACGCUGGCUGGUUUUAUCUCAACUUUGUUACGGAAGAAGUAGAAAAUCCUGAGAAAACCAUCCCCCUUGCAAUCUGUAUAUCCAUGGCCAUCGUCACCACCGGCUACGUGCUAACAAAUGUGGCCUACUUUACGACCAUUAGUGCUGAGGAGCUGUUGCUUUCAAAUGCAGUGGCAGUGACCUUUUCUGAGCGGCUACUGGGAAAUUUCUCAUUAGCAGUUCCGAUCUUUGUUGCCCUCUCCUGCUUUGGCUCCAUGAAUGGUGGUGUGUUUGCUGUCUCCAGGUUAUUCUAUGUUGCGUCUCGAGAGGGUCACCUUCCAGAAAUCCUCUCCAUGAUUCAUGUCCGCAAGCACACUCCUCUGCCAGCUGUUAUUGUUUUGCACCCCUUGACGAUGAUAAUGCUCUUCUCGGGGGACCUCUACAGUCUGUUGAAUUUCCUCAGUUUUGCCAGGUGGCUUUUUAUUGGGCUGGCGGUUGCUGGGCUGAUUUAUCUUCGAUACAAACGCCCAGAGAUGCAUCGUCCUUUCAAGGUGCCACUGUUCAUCCCGGCUUUGUUCUCCUUCACGUGUCUCUUCAUGGUGGCCCUUUCCCUGUAUUCGGAUCCAUUUAGUACAGGGAUCGGUUUCAUCAUUACUCUGACGGGGGUCCCUGCAUACUAUCUCUUUAUCAUAUGGGACAAGAAGCCCAAGUGGUUUAGAAGAAUGUCAGACAGAAUAACCAGAACAUUACAAAUAAUACUGGAAGUUGUACCAGAAGAAGAUUGUCAUAAAUUAUGAAUUAGUGCAUUUGAAAUCUUGGCAAUCUAUGCUUGGCCUUGUUUCUGCCCAAAGGGCUGAAACAAAAUGUGGAUCUUCACUUCAUUUUAUGAAAAUCCAGAAGAUUUCAAGUUUGGUGAUGGACUAAAGGAAUCAGUUAUUUCUAUUCGUAUCUUUUAGUGUAUUCAAACUGGUUUCUAAGAAAUUUAGUUAUAACUCUAUGUAGUUACAGAAAGUGGAUAUGCAAGCCUUCCAUGAGCUCACAUGAUCUUUGAAUCCCUGAUACCUAUAUGAAGUUAGAGGAAAAAGAUUACUGCAUGAAACAUUACUUCAGUGGUCUUUAUAACAUAUGGCUAAGAACCUUCAAACUGAA